CCGAGGAGUCGUCCGCUGGGGAGGAACAUCUGGUUAAAAGCGGGCGGAUCAUGGAGCGACGCCGACUGUCAGAGGAGGGCGUGUCUGUGUAUACUCAGGCUCAGAUUGGUAAACCGGCAAUUGAUCCUGAUGAACAUUUCUUCUCUGAAGAACAGACACUUACUGAGCAGGAAAGAACCAAACGCUAAAGGCGUGACCUAUCUGUUUCCAAUUCAAUCCAAAACAUUCCACACUGUUUACAGUGGCAAAGAUGUUGUGGUCCAGGCCCGUACAGGCACAGGGAAAACAUUCUCGUUUGGUAUUCCAUUAGUGGAGCGGCUAAGUGAAGACCAGCAGCCGUUGGCUAGAGGACGGGCACCUACGGAUGGAAUUGACUUCUUAGUUGGAACCCCUGGCCGCAUAAGAGAUCUUGUCCAAAACUACCGCUUGGACCUUACAGUUUUAAAGCACGUGGUACUCGAUGAAGUUGACAUGAUGUUUGAUAUGGGCUUCUCCGAACAAGUUGAGGAAAUAUUAUCAGUUCGCUACAAACCUGAUCCUGAAGAAAAUCCCCAGACUCUCCUGUUCUCUGCAACAUGUCCAGACUGGAUGUACAACGUGGCUAAAAAAUAUAUGAGACAACAAUAUGAAAAAGUUGACUUAGUUGGACAUAGAAGUCAGAAGGCUGCCAUCACUGUUGAGCAUUUGGCCAUUGAGUGCAACAGAUCCCAGAAGGCAGCAGUCCUUGGAGAUAUAGUUCAGGUGUACAGUGGAAGCCACGGAAAAACUAUUAUCUUUUGUGAUUCAAAAUUACAAGCUCACGAAUUAUCCACAAACUGUGGCUCAUUAAAACAGGGUGUGUGUUUUGAUGUCCGUUCUGAAAACUUGCUGUCAAUGCAGGAGAGCUGGUCAGAUACAAGGCGGUGGCAAUUUACAAUCACAAUUGAAUUACCCGCAAUUCAAGAAUCUGAGAAAAGCUUUGAUGGAGGAACAGAAGUUUUGGAGGAAGAGGGAGGAGACCUUUUGACAGAAGAAAUAAUUCCAGAAAUUCAUCGGGCAGAGGAGGAGGAGGAAGACGACAAGGCAGAAGUGGAGGAUUUAGAAGGGGCCGUUAGUGGCUCCAAACAUCCCAACUUUUUUAAUACACCGCCAUGUUCAUAUAUAUUCCUUCUUAAAGUAACUUAAGACAUAUUAUAUGCAAUAUAAAACUGUGUACUUAGCCCCUAUUAAAAUCUAUCUGUUUAAAA
Molecule: messenger RNA, 1226 nt
Organism: Xenopus laevis (African clawed frog)
Lineage: Eukaryota; Metazoa; Chordata; Amphibia; Anura; Pipidae
Product: nucleolar RNA helicase 2-B-like
Exons: 8
Coding region: 130-1164 (344 amino acids)
Source: RefSeq, a predicted model, not a curated record